AUGGCACCAAAGCAGCCCGAAAAAAUUGAGAACCCUCCGGUGGCUUCUUCAUCCGAAGAAGAGUCUGGUUCCGAAUCUGGUUCUUCUUCUAGUGAAGAGUCUGACUCUUCUUCCGAUGAUGUUGUCGUGAGCAAGCAUUCUGGUUCGAAGACAACCACCACACCUACUCACGUGGAGACUCUGCCGGAGAGCUCGAAGGCGAAGGCGAAGCGUCCUUUGGAGGAAACAGAGGAAGGGAGUAAGAAGAAGAUGAAGACGAGUGAGGAUCUGAAAAGCGAUGAAAAGCCAAAGCAGAAUCUGUUUGCUAGGAUCUUCAGCGAAGAUGAUGAUGUCUUUUUGCUUCAUCGUAUCAUUGACUUCACUGCCAAGACUGGAAACCCUACUGAGAAUAUGGAUGCUUUCUACGAAUACGUGAAGAAAUCACUCAGUUUCGAUGCUUCUAAAGAUCAGCUAGUAACCAAAGUCCGGAACUUGAGGAGAAAGUUUGAUGAAAAGAUUCUCAAGUCUCUUGAAAAGGGAAUAACUGAAGAAGAACAGAUCGUGUUUCCAAAAGUUUUUGACCAGACUUGCUUCGAUUUGUCCAGAAAGAUUUGGGGGACUGAUGGUAUCUUGCCUUGUAAGUCUAAGAAGGUGCGUCAAGAACAGCUUGAAGGAAGAAUCAAGGAUGAAGAAAACGAAAAGCCACAGAGACAUGUCAUAACCCCUUCCUUAUCUUCUGCUCUAGAGAUCUUCUCUCUCUACAAGUCUGUGAAUCCUAAUUCUUUUUUAGAUGAAGUCGCUUGGAUUGCUUGUUGGGAUAAGGUCAAAGAUGGACCAAAGAAGCUAGUGUUGGAGGAAAAAAUGAAGAAAAUAAAGUCCGUGGAUGAGGAGCUUUGUCUUAUGAAGAUCGACGUACUAGCGGACGCAUCUAAAACGAUGUUCAAACAAGAUGGUGGAUCUACUUCUGGUAAGUAGAUGAAAAAGCGGGUGGUUUGUUGGUGGAACGUUUUUUACCCCUUUUUAGUUUGCAUUUUGCGGCUUUUAGUUUCUUGGUAACAUUGUGAACUUGUUCGUUUUGGCGUUUAAGACUUUAGUCUUGCUAUGUUCUAUUUUGUUUUUUUUCAGUCGGAUGUUGUGUGUUUGCUCCUUCUGUUGGAUACUUGACUGGGUAUUAUAAGACCCCUUUGUCUUCCUUUUUUGUGAACUGAUAUUUUAUGUUUUUGAUAUCUUGGAAUGGCCUUUAAACACUCGAUUCAGUAGAGUAGUUUCUGUUCUAAACAUAUUGAGAUAUAACUU
This is a messenger RNA of Camelina sativa (false flax), 1275 nucleotides long. RefSeq names its product DNA-binding storekeeper protein-related transcriptional regulator. Gene Ontology annotation, cellular component: nucleus. Gene Ontology annotation, biological process: regulation of DNA-templated transcription. The record is from RefSeq and is a predicted model, not a curated record. Lineage: Eukaryota; Viridiplantae; Streptophyta; Magnoliopsida; Brassicales; Brassicaceae.